AUGGAGGCAGCUGAACACAGAUUCCCUAAGUGGGUAUCGUCAAAAAUUAUUGAUUUUUAUGCAGAACAGGUAUCGAAAACGUGAAUCUGAAAACUAUUGCGAAAAUGAGAACACUCAGGGAAUCGAGCGGUUGUUUGAGUGGCAAAUCAACGUUCUGAAUGGAGCCAUCAAGCAUUGCGAUCAAAACGUGGUGUUUAGUGCUCCGACAAGUGCUGGGAAAAGCAUCGUGGCGGAACUUUUAGGUAAUCGCAUUAAUCACAAAAACUCAACGGAUCCGUAUGGAUUUUAGCAUGGCAAGUAGCCGUCGCUGGAAAGAAAGUUCUCUUCAUACUUCCGUACAUUUCCGUGGCUCGCGAGAAGCUUCAUCAGAUUCAGAAGUGCUGGCGACGUGAGGAUAUCGCCGUUUGCGGGUACAUCGGCCCACAGGCGUCGAACCCGAACGAGUGGAUCGGCGCAGUUUGCACAAUUGAGAAGGCAGCCAGCCUAACAAAUCGAGCUCUUUCUGAAAAGUGGUUUGAUGAAAUAGGUAGGCACUGAAUUUGACGCAUUCGAAAAAAGGCAACUCGUCAGGAAUGGUGGUGGUGGAUGAGUUGCAUAUGGUGUUCGAUUCAUCAAGAGGAGCACAUAUCGAACACAUGAUCGCUAAAAUUCUCCUCUGGAACAAGUAAGUUUUGAGAUGAAUAUAUAAAUUCUGAUUAUAGACGUUUAGAACCGCAGAAAACAAAGUUCGAAUAGUUGGGAUGAGUGCCACAAUUCCAGAGUUGCACCGGAUUGGUCAAUGGAUGGAAGCUCAAGUCUAUGAAGCCAGUUUCCGACCGAUCCGCCUCAACAACAACAUCAUAAUCGGAUCCGAAAUGCGAAAAUUCGAAAAUGGGAUUGUCUCCGAUCAGAUUACUCGCGAGUUUCCUGAUGAUCCGCUCAUUACUCUGGCUGAAGAGAGUUUCCGGAAAAACUAUCAGGGUCUUGUAAUGAUUUCGUCAAAAAUGGAAGCCGAGAAGACGGCAGUGAACAUUGCGAUGAGGCUGCACGAACUGAAAAAAGGAGACGAAUCGAUUAUUAAUCGACUGAGAGAACGGGCCGACGGACUAUUGUUCACGAAGAAUGGAUUGCAAAGAAACGGCUGCAAAGAUCGGAAUCUGAUGGGCACUCUGGCCUGGGGAGUCGCCUUCCAUCACGCAGGAUUGACUCUCGAGGAGCGAGAAUGUAUUGAACUGGGAUUCCGGGAAAAAAGUAUCAUCAUUCUGGUGGCCACGAGCACUUUGGCUUCCGGAGUGAACCUCCCUGCCGAACGAGUAAUUAUCAAGGCUCAAACACGUGGCCCUUCGGCUCUCACAUCUCUAAGUUAUCGGCAGAUGGUCGGGAGAGCCGGUCGGACAGGACACGCGACACGAGGUGA
Messenger RNA from Caenorhabditis sp. 36 PRJEB53466, 1396 nucleotides. Lineage: Eukaryota; Metazoa; Nematoda; Chromadorea; Rhabditida; Rhabditidae. The record is from the annotation of a GenBank genome assembly.